Messenger RNA from Anoplophora glabripennis (Asian longhorned beetle), 4229 nucleotides. It is a transcript of the gene ptc, whose product is annotated as protein patched. The record is from RefSeq and is a predicted model, not a curated record. Gene Ontology annotation, cellular component: plasma membrane. Gene Ontology annotation, molecular function: hedgehog family protein binding; smoothened binding; hedgehog receptor activity. Bases 531 to 4103 code for a protein of 1190 amino acids. NCBI's taxonomy places the organism in Eukaryota, Metazoa, Arthropoda, Insecta, Coleoptera, Cerambycidae. Gene Ontology annotation, biological process: smoothened signaling pathway. The transcript is spliced from 5 exons.
ACAUCGACGCCGGUCGCUGUAGAGAGCUAGCAGACCCCAAAGUACUACGACGUGCAACUACAAUGAACGGCUGGCUAGCGGCACUGCAUAACUCUCCGGCCUUCUCAGUGUGCGAAGUGAACUUGAUCGGACGGUGGAUGAACUGUGUUGUUUUGAAAUCAUCGUACCGUGUUUUUAACAUCUUGUUUAUUUACAUCGCGCGUUAAAUAACACUCCGGCGAUGUUUCUGAAUUUGGAUUAGUGCCUGCGCCUGCCGUGAUGUAGCCUGUUUAAAUACAUUUAAAAGACUAUUUCUACAGAACUGUUAUAAAAUGUUACGCAUACGUAGGACUCUGGUGCUGGGUGGUGUAUAUUGAUAUCCCUUGUGAAUUAAGUAAGUUCCAUUGCGGAUCGAAAUGUCUACGAAUACGGAUGUGUCAAAGAGAUGGACGAUGUUAGUGGUUGGUGGUACCUGGACUAUCGAUGUUUAAAGUGACAGUUGCCGAUGAGUGGGCCUGAGGAUCACUGCUGGUACCGCGUGCCCGACGAGGAUGGCCUCCAUGGCGCCAUCGGAGUCACCAGCAGAGUCUGCAGGCAGGCACGAGUCCGACCUUUACAUCAGACCUGGAUGGGUCGACGCGGACGUCGCUUUGCGCCAACUAGAUCAGGGCAAAGCGAGCGGAGAUCGCGGUAUUCUGUGGGUUCGUGGCCGAAUUCAGCGACAGCUGCGUACUCUGGGCGGCAUUGUCGAUACGCACGCUGGAAAGUUCCUCUUUGUAAGUAUCCUAGCGAUAGCGACAUUCUGUGUAGGGUUGAAAAGUAUGACUUUUCACUCCGACAUCGAGCUGCUAUGGGCGGACCCAUCAACAACGCCGGAUUCUCUUCCCUCAGAGAUGCUUUCCACACAUCAGAUGGUGAUACAGACUGGAACCGAUCCGGAUGUCGACCUUCUUCACCCCCAUGGCCUCCUUGAACACUUAACUUUAGUACAAAAAGCAACACAAGUCACUGUAACGAUGUUUGACAUCACUUGGCGUCUCAAAGACUUUUGCCAAUCCCCUAGCAUUCCAAAUUUUGAUGCUCACUAUAUCGAACAGAUAUUCGAAAAUAUGAUGCCGUGUUCAAUUGUUACGCCGUUGGAUUGUUUUUGGGAAGGCUCUAAAUUGCUAGGACCUGAUUACCCAGUUCCUAUAUCACAUGGAAUUGGAUCCCACGUCAAAUGGACCAACUUGAACCCCAGUGAAUUGGUUUCUCGUAUAAAACAAAAAGAAUCUCAGUUCGAUUAUCAGUCCUUGGAAGACUACCUAAAACGAGCAGGUAUAACUACGGGUUAUCAGGAAAAACCGUGCCUUAAUCCACUGGAUCCCGAAUGUCCAGCCACAGCUCCAAAUUAUAAUUCCACGCAACAAUUAGAUAUAGGGGUUCAACUAACUAGUGGAUGUUAUGGCUUCGCCGCCAAAUAUAUGCACUGGCCUGAAGAUUUAAUUGUCGGUGGUGUUAAAAAGAAUAAAUCUGGUCAUAUCAAAGAAGCCAAAGCUUUACAGACUGUCGUACAAUUAAUGGGCGAAAACGAACUUUAUGAAUUUUGGUCUGGACAUUAUAAGGUUCACCACAUAGGUUGGAAUAAAGACAAAGCUACUUUGGUUUUAAACGCUUGGCAGAAGAAAUUUGCAGAGGAAGUGGACCGUCUGUCAAUGAGUAAGAAACCAUCAUCUUCAUAUUUAUUUCUGACGUUUUCAACAGCAAACGUGAAUAGAUUACUAAAUGAAUGUUCUCGAGCCGAUAUAGUGAAAUUAGGUGUAGUUUUGGCUGUGGCGUGUGUGUACGGUUGGGUGACCAAUUCCGCAAUUGCAGCAUUAGGUAUCCUGGUCUUGGCGAGUUCAGCUGCAGCUGCUUUAGGAGUAUGCAGUUUGAUAGGACUACCAAUGAAUCUUUUAAGUACUCACGUGUUACCAUUCAUAAGCGUGGGACUAGCAAUGAGAGAAAUGUUCAUGAUGCUUUCAACGCACAUCAGAGAUCUUUCACCAUCAGAAGUGCUACAAAGGACUGGACCUAAUAUCAUUUCUGCCGCCUUUAUGAACUCGGCAGCUUUUUUAGCCGCAGCGGUAUUGCCCAUUCCUGCAUUACGCGUAUUUUGUUUACAAUGUGCUGUUAUGGUUGUUUUUCAUGGAGCUGCGUUGCUGAUAACAUUUCCUUCCAUUCUUGCCUUGCAACAGAGGUGCCGAAAAUCUGACGUUCCUUGUUUUCGCCCGGAAAAUAAAACAACGUCUCCCGCAAACAACAACAAUGAUGUGGAACAUGGAGCAAAUUUAUUAACAACAGAAUUAAUUUGCCAACGAAAGAAGAGUCUUAUAACAUGGUUUGUCACUCUUUACUUAACUCCCAGUCUAUUUAAACCUUUUGUUAAAGUUUUAAUUUGUUUAACUUAUGCAGUGCUUAUAAUUUUUUGUGUAUUUAAUGGACUGAAAUUAGAAUUUGAUGUUCGUUUAUCUACAUUUUUACCAAGAAAUACGCAAGAAUACAAAUAUUUAGAAGCCCAAAAUAAAUUUUUUGGAUUUUAUAAUUUUUAUUUAGUUACAACGGAACUGGAGUACCCCCUUUACCAAGAUCUUUUAUAUAAAUAUCAUUCCUCUUUAACAAAUGUUCCUUAUGUGCUUAAAGAUUCCAAUGGAGGACUUAAUAUGAAUGACUUUUGGUUAGCAAACUUUAGGGACUUUCUUAUAGAUCUCCAAGAGGAGUUUGAUCACAAUAGAAAUCAUAGUUGUGUGAAUAGUGAAAAGUGGUUUCCCAACGCCACUGAAAAAGCAGUAUUAGCUUUUAAAUUAUUAGCUCAGACUGGAAUAGUAGAAUUUCCAGUGGAUAAAAGUCAAAUUUUUAAGAAAAGACUGGUAAAUCGUGGUAUUAUAGAUCCCAAAGCAUUUUACAAUUAUUUGUCUGUAUGGAAUAGCAAUGAUCAGAUGUCUUAUUCUAGUUCUCAAGCAAAUUUAACUCCAAAACCAUUUCAGUACUAUAGUUCAAAAGCCGAAUUUGAUUUGAAAAUUCCUAAAUCACAACCACUUAUUUACGCUCAGAUGCCUUUCUACCUCAAGAAUUUAAAAAGUACCGGAAAUAUUAUAUCUACUCUCAGGCAAAUAAAAAGUAUCUCUGAAGAGUUUAACAAUGAAGGAUUGAAAAAUUAUCCCAUUGGACUUAUAUUUGCCUUUUUUAAUCAGUUCCUAUUACUGGAUCGUAUUUUAGGGUUUCAGUUCCUACUGACAAUUUUAGCUGUAGCGAUUGUCGCUUGUGUUCUUGUACAGUGGACUAAACUUUGGUGCGCCUUAUUUAGCACCAUCGCAUGCAUGCUGCUAUUGUGUCUUCUCAAUAUAAAUGCUAUAUGUGGAACAAUGGGGGCAUUACAUUUCAUAAUAGUAAGUCGAAAUAUAUUUUUGGAAUUGACGGGCUUUUUAUGUGCUUUAGGAAAUCGAGAACGACGAGUAAGGCUGUCACUAGAAAUUAACUCAGAACCAAUCGUGAAAGGUGAUUUAGGAUUUUUGAUAUGCGCUUCAGUGUUAGCCACUUCUCAGUUUGAAUUCAUUCACAAUCAUUUGUUUACAGUUAUAUUUAUUUCUUUUUGUGGUUCUGUGGCUAACUCAUUAGUGUUUUUUCCAUUACUUUUGGCCCUCGUGGGCCCUAAAGCCGAACUACAACCAACCGAACAUAGUGAUAGGAUAUCAACCCCACCUCCUCCAUCGCCGCCUCCAGCUCCCACAAGAACUACCACAUUUUCAAAACCUUCGAGGCGUAGCACUUCCGCCAAAGCUACCAGAGAGCCAAGUUUAACGACAAUAACUGAAGAAAGCUGUAAUCAGAGUAUUGUUGUUGAACCUCAAGUUACUGUAGAAUAUAGUAGUCCAGAAUCUAGUUCGAGUGGCCCAUACACUACCAAAGUAACUGCCACUGCUAAUAUAAAAGUAGAAUUAGUAGCCCCUGUAUAUAGGUCCAGUAAAUGUAACAAGUGUCAUAGGGCGUCUAAAUGCGACAGACGGAAACGUCAACAUGAGCACAAGCAACAGUGUCGUUGCUGUAAACCAGAUUCAGACAGUAGUGACAGUAAUACGGAAGCUGAACCAUGUCCCAGUAGCUAGCAUUUGGUUACCAUUUAAGGAAACUGUACAUUUGUUUAUAUUGAAUAUAUGUGUACCAUUUAAUUAUUUAUUUAAAACAAAAACCAUUUAAAUUAAAUAACUAUUUGUCGACGGUAUUAUUUAUAU